GGGGACGUUAAGCCAAGAAGAAGAUAUAAAGACAAAGAACGUGUGUUUCUAAAAUAUGCUUAAGAGAAGGUCAUCUCUUUCGUAACAAAUUGAUUAUCAUUUUGAAUGGCUUAUUUUCGGAACCGCUAGGACAAGUUGCGCAUCACGCGAGAAUCAAGGUAAACCGGUACAACCCUAUUAGCGUGCUCAGUCGAACAGAAAGCGUAUAGCGCAGAUAAGCUCGCGCGUUGCGUUGUGUUAUCCCGUUGUGCCUCUCAAGUAUGCCAGUGGAAUUCUGCGCGAGCAAGUGUUCGCACACGUCGUCUCCUCCUCCAAGAAACAGGUUCUAGAUUGUAAGGGUUGAUCGGGUUGACGUCAACGCAAAAAGUGACUUAUUUAGGGUUUAAAAAACAAACAUGGGUUCCGAAAUGGAUGCUCAGAAAAAUGACGAUCAGCCAAACAGCUAUCUGCAAGGCCUACUCGGAGAUGGUGCGAAAACGCAAGUGGAUGUUGAUGUUGAUGCGUAUGAACUCCAAUUACCACCAUGGUACGAAGAUGAUAAGUUCAAACGGGCGCAGCGCUACUUCAAGCAGAACUUCUUCGCGAUGUUUGUGGCGAAACUGUGUGGACUUUUGGUUGUGUUGGCUGUGCCCAGCAUUUUGAACGUCCUCAUAUAUACGAACCAAUCUUCGACGGCGGUAACGGCCUACAGACGCUACAUUGCAACCAUAAUGCACACCCUGAACUGGUACUACGAAGACUUACUGCCGGGAACUGCAGCGUGGAAAUCGAUUGCAUUCGUGAGAAGAGGUCACGUUGCAGCCAGCAAGAGGAGCAGUGCCAAAUUGGCGGGCAGAAUUGUGUCCCAGAAGGACAUGGCCGUGACACAGUUUGGAUUUGUUGGGUACACCGUAUUGUGCUACAAGAAGCUGGGAAUUGUCUACAAUAAGGAAGACAUGGAAGCGUUGGUUCAUUUCUGGAGAGUCAUUGGGUACAUGAUCGGAAUUCAUGAUCGUUACAACCUCUGUACCGACAACCUAGCCGCCACCGAGGAUCGAAUGAGGCAAGUGCAGGAACACAUCUUGAGGCCCGCUCUUCUGACCCAGACGGAGAAUUUCGAGAAGAUGGGCAGAGCGUUGAUCGAUGGCUUGUGGUGCUUCAACCCGUUCCUGGACUUUGAUGCGUUUCUGUUCAUGACGGCGCGACUCACCGGCGUACCCGGCUAUCAUUACUGGACAGAAGAACUGCCUUCGCCGGAUAGCGAAACCAAGUACGGAAGCUUUAGCCGAUACAGUCGGUUCAUCUUGUACUUCCUGCUGCUGGUUCAUGAAGUGUGGUUGACUUCAACUCUCUUCAGGUGGUACCUAAACAGCCAGAUGGUUAUGUCAAGGUUCCUUAUUACGUACUUCCCGUUCUUGGCUAUCUUCAAGUUCGGCAUCGGUGACUCUUACGUUCGGAUAUUGAAAUAGAUCACACGAGGCUAGCUCCAGUUGAUUUCUUAAAACUUUAUUUUAUUUAAGUAGGUUCCUUAGGUAGUGAUUAAACGUUACCCUGUUGUUUUACUGCUAAAUACAAAUUAAAAAGAUUA
Messenger RNA from Aedes albopictus (Asian tiger mosquito), 1567 nucleotides. RefSeq lists its product as uncharacterized. The record is from RefSeq and is a predicted model, not a curated record. Gene Ontology annotation, molecular function: oxidoreductase activity. The transcript is spliced from 6 exons. The coding region runs from base 396 to 1448 and encodes 350 amino acids. NCBI's taxonomy places the organism in Eukaryota, Metazoa, Arthropoda, Insecta, Diptera, Culicidae.